GAUCGGCUGAUCGAUCAACCCCACCGUGCACUUCACUCCUAGACGAUCCCGCCCUUUUCCCAGUCAACCCUCUCGCAACCGUUGACUCGCCGCCAACUUCAUGACUUCAUCAACGACUUCAUCUUCUUCCUUGAAAAUUCCUCCCCCUACUUCCUUUCCCUUUCCCCUCCAAUAAUGGCGUUGCGACCCCAAUUACCAAUCCCCGUCUCCACCACCUUCCAUCAAUUCUUCCUCACUCUCACUUUUCUCUCUCCCCGCCACCACCACAAUGAACUCCAUCUUCCUCUCAAUCGUCGCCGCCGUCGUCAGUUUCUUCUUGAUAACCCUAAUCUUCGGAUUCUUUUACUUCCUCUGUAAAUCCCUGAAACGCCGCCGUCGCACCCACCACCAUCACAUCCCACAAACCCGAGCCGUCCGUUCCGUACCGCCGGCCACGGCCGGCCGCGGCGGCGAACUCUCCUCGGUCACAAUCGACGAGAGCGCCUCCUUUGACCCGAGUCUGAACCGGGUCUCCAUGGAGGAGCUGAAGCUCGCCACCAAGAACUUCUCCUCCGAUCUCAUCAUCGGCGACGGCAGCUUCGGCUAUGUGUACAAAGCCAGCCUCUCCGACGGAGUCACCGUCGCGAUCAAGAAGCUCGAUCCGGACGCCUUCCAAGGGUUUCGGGAGUUCCGGGCAGAGAUGGAGACUCUCGGGAAGCUCCGCCACCGGAACAUCGUCAAGAUGCUCGGCUACUGCGCCUCCGGGUCGGAUCGGGUCCUGAUUUACGAGUUCCUGGAGCGGGGCAGCCUGGACCAAUGGCUGCACGACACGUACUCCCCCGUCAGCAAGGAACGGUCCGACGACUCCGUAGCGUCCGUCAAGCUGCUGCCGUUAUCUUGGGAGACGAGGAACAAGGUCGUUCGCGGCGUGGCGAAUGGGCUAAUGUAUUUACAUGGGCUCGACACCGCCAUUAUCCAUAGGGACAUCAAGGCCAGCAAUGUGCUGCUGGACUUGGACUUCGAGGCCCAUAUCGCUGAUUUCGGGCUCGCGCGGACGGUCGACGCGUCGCAUUCCCACGUGUCCACACAGGUCGCCGGGACGAUGGGGUACAUGCCGCCGGAGUACAAGGACGGCGUGAUGGCGGCGACGGUGAAGGCGGAUGUUUACAGUUUCGGGAUACUCAUGUUUGAGAUUGCCACUGGGGAGAGGCCCAACUUGCCGAUGGUGUUCAACGGCAAGGAGAUGGGCUUGAUUGAGUGGGCUCGGAAGAUGAUGGCCCACAAUCGUUACGAGGAGAUGUUGGACGGGAGCAUGCCCGAGAAAGAGAAAGAGAAAGGGUUGUUGAGUGAAGAGAAAGUGAAGGAGUAUUUCAGCAUUGCUUGCAAGUGUUGCAAUGAAACAAAUGCAGACAGGCCAACCAUGGCUGAGGUUGUGGACUUGUUGAAUAGACUUUCUUCCUAGACCAAGUUACUGAGGGGCUACUACUCUGUAAUUGUAUAUUUUUUAAUGUUCUUACUACCUAUUGAUAU
Linum trigynum is the source of this 1509-nucleotide messenger RNA. The record is from the annotation of a GenBank genome assembly. NCBI's taxonomy places the organism in Eukaryota, Viridiplantae, Streptophyta, Magnoliopsida, Malpighiales, Linaceae.